Molecule: messenger RNA, 4302 nt
Organism: Glossina fuscipes
Lineage: Eukaryota; Metazoa; Arthropoda; Insecta; Diptera; Glossinidae
Exons: 6
Coding region: 995-3250 (751 amino acids)
Source: RefSeq, a predicted model, not a curated record
AUGAAUUUUUUUUUUUUAGUUUGGAAAAGGCUAUGGCUGGACAAAUUUAAAAAAGAAACUAUUUCAUUGUCGUGUUUAUACGUGUGUACGCAAUAGAAAGUGCUUGCAAGAAUACAUUUUCAUCUUAUACGAAUUGUGUAAUAAAUUCAGAAGCUUAAGGAAUAUUGGAUACUAAAAGCAAAUUUUCAAUCAAUUAAUUAAAAAAAAAAAAAAAACAAAAAAACAAGAAACCAAAAAUAACAGGAGAAGAGAAGGAAAAAAUAUAUUAAAAGAACGAAAAAAACUGUGUCUAUUUGGUCUAACCCACAUUUUCGAAACAAAGUUAAGAUUUGCAUGCAACAAUGAUUCUAAUGCAAUUGUGACGAGAAUGGGCGAACUGUUUGCUGCAUUAAAUAAGUGAGUAUCCAUCGCAAAAGGAUAUUUAUGUUACUGAUGGUGAUGGUAAAUUGAUGUGAAUAUAUAUAAAUACGAACGGGUUGGCAGAAGAAAUGGCAUUAAGUCAUCAUAAUGAAGCCAAUUUCUGGAUUAAUAAUAAUGCGAAAAACGAAUCACAUCAAAUUGUAAUAAUAACGAAAAGGGAAAGAAAAGAAAAUGAUUCCUCAACCCUGGAUAAAUUGCUACAAAUUCAACUGAAAUAAUGCUGCAGAAAAUUCAAUAGGAGCACAUAUAUAUAUAUAUAUAUAUAUAUAUAUAUAUAUGCAUAUAAAUAGUGCAUUCGAGAAACAAUCAAAACUUGAACGAAAUAACGAUAAAAACAUUGACCCUUUGCUAUGGCGACAACACAUAUAGAAACAAGGGGGAAAAAGAUAACUUAUUAAGUUAAAGUAAAAUUGGGAAAACAAAAAGGUAAAUUUAACAAAAUUGAAGAAUGGGCCCAUGAGGGUAGUAGCAAAAGUGCGAUCGAUAAAUAAACACACAACUAAACAAGAAGAAUAAGGAGUUUAUUGAUAAUAAGAAAAGGAGGUCAGGUAUUGGGAAUACGUACGUAUGAGAAAUGGCCCAAAAUUUCAUCUAUAAACCUAAUUAUAGCAUAACUGAAUUCAAUCAUCGCACUCAACGGCUACAACUGCAGCAACAGAUUCAAAAGCAAAUUCUGAAACCUCGAACAUAUUUAAAUACUGAUCGUAGUAACAUUGUUAGCAAUGAUAAGCUGCAAGAAAAUAUUGCGGCAGAAUUACACGCUGACGACGACAUGUCAGCUGUAUAUCAGUGCGGACAGCUAACAUCUGUUUUUGAUAGCAUAAAAUGGUCACCCCUAGGAAACAAUCAAACGAAUGACAGCAACAUUAAAAAUACCUCGAAUACAUCGAUUCUGUCAAUCAAACACUGUGCUCAUACUACCGUUUAUUUGGAUAUCCCAAGACCCCCGUCAAUACCAACGGCGUCAUUAAUAAGGAAUACACCGCCGUCAUUACUAUUAUCACGAUUGUCCCCAAAUUAUUAUUCAACAUGUUGCUCGCUCACUUACAAUAUGUUUGCUGCCUAUGCCGAAGCUGUCACUCUGCAAAUGAAGUGUAAAACACAUUUUAAUAGAUUGUUACACGUAGGUGGUCAUCUCGAUAUGCGUAGUUUACGUUAUCUGAUACUAAUGGUAUUGGUUUAUUGGAGUGUACUCACACAUGUAGCCGUUGCCACAAAUGUCACAACAACUACUACUACUACUACUACUACUACUACUACUACUACUACUACUGCACAGCCUUUCCUGUUACCAUUAUUACCAUCACUUACAUCACACAAUGACUCAUUUGUGCAACAAAGCUUAACGGCAUUCGAUAGUCAGCACGUAAGUUCAUUACGCAACUUUACGUUCACGUUCACAGUUUCGGGUACGAUGUCAACUAGUUUAUCUAAUCAAACAUCGAAAUCAUUAAUAACAUAUGAUGCCUCUAUGAAUAAUUUUGCAUUCAAUAUGCGUUCAUUAACGCGUCGUGAUGCCGCCAAUGUGCCUGAUCCUGAUGCUGAAGAUGAUGAUUCCAGCUAUCACGAUGAAGAAUUCGAUGAGUAUGAGGCCCUUAUUCAUAAUAAAUCUGCCAAAGGUAAAUAUAUAGGUGCUCCGUGCAAUAAUAUGAAGUGUGAAACGUCUUUAGUACAUGUCACCUGCGAGAAGGAGACAUUAACUUGCGGCUGUGAAAAAAAUUAUCCCGUGCAACUUGGUUUAACCAGGGGAUGCGAUAAACCAAAAAAAUUGGGCGAACAAUGUUUUUAUGACGAAACAUGUCAAUACAAUGACGAGAAUUCCCUCUGUGUUCAGGUGCGACAUAAUGCAUUGUGUCAGUGUGCCUCCGGUUUUCAUUCGGUCAGCUAUACGAAACCAACCCGUCGAGUGUUUUGUACGCAAGAUCUCGACGAAUUGAACUCUGAUUUGCCCACACUGCUGGGCGUCUGUCUGGGCAUUGGGGUCUUGGCCGGCCUAAUAUGCAUGGUAUUGCAUCUGUUUAGUAAAACAAAAUAUCCACGUCAUCGAAAUUUCGGUGACGCCAAUUUACCGCCACCAAUUAUGUAUUCAAGUGAAACAGGUAUACUGUCGACAGUGCAAUCUGGUCGUCCAUCUUCGCGUUCGAGUAUACGUUCUAGUGGUGGUUCUGUCGGUUCCUAUGGCAAUCGUCGCACAUCCUCUGUCGGUGGUACAACUGGUACUGGGGCUUCGAAAGGCAUAUUGGUCUCGACUUCACGCACAGGUGCGGCUAGAUCGGCCGCCAUAUUGCUUAUAUCGUGUCACUUGUCAGCCAUUUCCAAACAAAAUUCACGCGUCUCAUCGCGUCAAACUUCCGGUGCCGGCUGUAGUGCAAACUCACGCGAUAAUCUCGACGAGAACGGUUCCAAUCCGGACAGUCGAAGUUGCGAUAGCACGCUCUCAAUGACGCGUCAUCUUCAAAAGCAAUUGAAUCAUCAGCGUCAUCUACUCAGUUUCGAACUAUCGCCGGCAAAAACCAAAAAUCACGAUAGAGUUAGAGCGUUGUUGGGCUUGAAUGGAAUUGAUAAUUAUAGAACCGAUGACGAUGAUUUCAAUAGUUUAGAAAAUGGUGGUGGUAAUCACUUAGAAAUUGGUGCUCUACCCACACCGGCCAGUGAAACGCCCUGUUUUGCGGUAAAACUCCUUGACAAAACUAAACUAAACCAGUUAAACAAACAAAUUUCAAUAUACUGCCCGCAUCAAACAUACAAACAGAAUACGGAAAAGAAAAGAAAACAACAUGAACAACAACAACACACGACACUCCACUUUUUAAUGAAAUUUGCGACAUAAACGUUAAAAUUUUUACACAUAACGUAACAUAUAUACGUCUAAAUUGCUCAACAUUUCGUCUGUUGAACUCAAAAAUUGCUCUUAUGUCAGCGUCUCUCCUCGUAUAUACAAUUCGUCUGUUGCCUAUUUUAUUUCGGUCUCAUAUUUAGUUUCACAGAGAUCCAAAAAUGACUUGAGUUGUCCUUGUAGGUCAUAUUUAACUUGUCGUUUAUUUUAUACCAAAAGCAAUUAAUUAACAAGACCGUCCAACAUUUUUCAACCUACGAAAUUAUUACAGACUUUUUGGGUUUCUGUUAUCAAUAGCUCUAGUAACGCUAGUUAGUUAAUUAGCAGUAAAUCGACGGCUUGCUCUUUCAUUCUCAUCAUUACUAUAGACAAAAGAUCCUAUUAAUAGUUUCUUAAUACGACGUCACAUUCUCUUAAAGGUUUACAAAGCCAGAGCAGAUAGAUAGAUAGAUAGAUAGAUAGAUAGUGUUUUUAAGUGAAUAUGCGCUAUGAUUUACCGAUAAAUGUGUAUGGACAAAAAAAGCAAACAGUAGCUACGUAAAACGAUAAGAUUUGUUUUCUUUACUAUUGUAAAAUAUUCGAGAACAUAGAUCGGCCGGUCGGCGGGUCAAAAUCAAUCAAAAUGACCGUAUUAAAGAGACUUUUGGGUUAGAGAUUUUCGUAUUAAAAAGGUCUUCUAGUAAAUGACAAAGUAUAAUUUAUACAGAAGAACAUAAUUACAAACACAGUUGAAUGAACUUUAUUUAUAUAACCGUUCUUUUCGAUAUCAAUGGCUCCCCUGAUGUUAUUGCAUUUUUUAUGUAUAUAUAUAUAUAAAGAUUUGUGUAUAUAACAUCCAUGAUGAUCGAACUAAAUUUUUGUUCAUAGUAUCUAUUUACAAUCCUUUUAUACCCACCACUGUAAGAAGGGGGUAUAAUCAUAUUUUUCAUAACAUAUAUAACAUAACAAAAGGAAGCUUCAGAGACGCUAUUAAGUAUAUUUUAGGUUGGGGAAAACGAAAUCCAUUAUUUUUUCGGUAGAUGGAUGCACUGAUAGAUUUCUCGUAA